This is a messenger RNA of Arachis ipaensis, 1908 nucleotides long. RefSeq lists its product as uncharacterized. The record is from RefSeq and is a predicted model, not a curated record. Lineage: Eukaryota; Viridiplantae; Streptophyta; Magnoliopsida; Fabales; Fabaceae.
AUGGGAGCCACUCCCUUCCAACCCUCAAUCCUCAAGGUCCGGCUUCCGAAGAACUUCGACAAGCCGACGAACAUGAGGUACGACGGGACUAAGGACCCUCAGGAGCACCUCACAGCUUUUGAAGAAAGAAUGAACUUAGAAGGAGUAGGCGAUGCGGUCAGAUGCCGAGCAUUCCCCGUAACGCUAGCCGGCCCAGCGAUCCGAUGGUUCAACGCCCUCCCACAAGGAUCCAUCACAGCUUUUGCAGACAUUUCCCAAAGCUUCCUGGCUUGGUUCACGACGCGCAUAGCCAAGGCAAAACACCCAAUCAACUUACUAGGGGUUACCCAAAAACCCGGGGAGCCGACCAGGAAGUUCCUAGACAGAUUCAAUGAUGAGUGCUUGGAGAUCGACGGCCUUACGAACUCAGUCGCUAGUCUCUGCCUAACGAACGGCCUGCUAAACGAGGACUUUAGGAAGCACCUCACUACUAAGCAUGUCUGUUCCAUGCAAGAAAUUCAAAACGUGGCCAAGGAAUACAUCAAUGAUGAGGAAGUGAGUCAGGUUGUAGCAGCCAACAAACGGCAGCUCCCAAACCCUUCAGCUCGGCAGGCCCCCCAGUUCGACAGAUACAAGGAAGCUCCCAGGGACGGCACCCUAGCCAAGCAACCCCCACGGGUAGGAAGGUUCACAAAUUACACGUCACUUACGAUGCCCAUAGUAGAGGGAUUUGGUCACAAAACCCAAGACUGCUUCGACCUCAAAGAUGCCUUAGAGCAGGCCAUCAGAGAAGGAAAGCUGAGUGAAUUCUCCCGGCUCAUCAGAGAACUGAGGAGACAAGAACGAGAGCGCUCUGAGGAAGAUCGUAGCCGAACUGUCAAGCCAAGGCAAGAAUCCAUAGGGGAUUCCAAUAACCCCCAAACCUUUGUGGUCAACAUCGUGGUCGGGCGCGACAGCCCUCCUAAAUCCAAAUCGGCAGCAAAAAAGGAUACCCGGGUACUUUCCAUCUCGACAGAAGGUCCCGUCGCCAGCAAAAGAUCUCCCACGAUAUCCUUUGGUUUGGAAGAUAAAUGGUUUCACGACCUCCCCGAGAACCCCCCCCCCAUAGUGGUUACUGUGAUGGUCGGGACAGGAUUAGUCAGACGAAUCUUCGUCGACACGGGAGCUGAUUCUAACAUCCUAUUCAGAAACGUGUUCGACGCCAUGGGGCUCAAGGAGUCUGACCUCAAGAAUCACCAGCACGGAGUCAUGGGACUAAGCGAUAACUACAUUAAACCUGACGGGACGAUCUCUCUCCCAAUCUGCCUGGGAACCGGUGACACCAGAAAAUCGGUUAUGGCAGACUUUGUAGUCCUCAGAGACUCCACAGCCUACAAUAUCAUCCUAGGGAGAAAGACCAUCAACAAAUUCUCAGCUAUAAUAUGCACUAAGUUCCUGACAAUGAAGUUCAUAACGGACAAGGGAACAGUUGGCUCCAUAAGGGAAGACCUAGAAACGGCGAUCGCUUGCGACAGCGCCAGUCUCUCCUUAAGGAAAGAAUGUAAGAGGGCAGCUGGCAUGUUCUUGGCAGACCUGGACGUCAUGAUGGAGGAUAAGCCGAAACCAGAACCAGAGGGGGACAUGGAAAAGUUUCAGAUAGGAAAGUCGGCAGAUCAGUUUACCUUUGUAAACAGGAACCUGCCCCAUGAACUCAAGGGCCCCCUCAUGGAGGUUGUAAGGGAAAACGGCGACCUCUUUGCGUGGACACCAUCAGACAUGCCGGGACUGGAUCCCGAGGUCAUGUCCCACCGACUAGCCAUAAAACCUGACGCCAAACCAGUAGCCCAGCGGCGAAGAAAAAUGUCUCAAGAAAGGGCCGAUGAAGUUGCCAAACAAACAGCCAGGUUGCUAGAAGCAAGAUUCAUCAAAGAACUCGAGUAUUUAACAUGA